Artibeus jamaicensis (Jamaican fruit-eating bat) is the source of this 966-nucleotide messenger RNA. It is a transcript of the gene POU1F1, whose product is annotated as POU class 1 homeobox 1. Bases 10 to 966 code for a protein of 318 amino acids. The transcript is spliced from 6 exons. The record is from RefSeq and is a predicted model, not a curated record. Gene Ontology annotation, biological process: regulation of transcription by RNA polymerase II. NCBI's taxonomy places the organism in Eukaryota, Metazoa, Chordata, Mammalia, Chiroptera, Phyllostomidae. Gene Ontology annotation, molecular function: RNA polymerase II cis-regulatory region sequence-specific DNA binding; DNA-binding transcription factor activity, RNA polymerase II-specific.
CUUGUGGGAAUGAGUUGCCAACCUUUUACUUCGGCUGAUACGUUUAUACCUCUGAAUUCCGAGUCUUCUGCAACUCUGCCGCUGAUAAUGCAUCCCAGCGCUGCCGCCGAGUGCCUACCGGUCUCCAACCACGCUACCAAUGUGAUGUCCUCAGUCCCGUCUGUUUUGUCUUUGAUCCAAACUUCUAAAUGUUUGCGUACAUAUUUCUCGGUGACAAUGUUGGGAAACACAGCAACUGGACUUCAUUAUUCUGUUCCUUCCUGUCAUUAUGGAAACCAACCAUCAACCUAUGGAGUGAUGGCAGGCAGCUUAACCCCUUGUCUCUAUAAGUUUCCUGACCACACCCUGAGCCACGGCUUUCCUGCCAUGCACCAGUCCCUCCUGACAGAGGACCCCACAGCCUCUGAUUUCAAGCAGGAACUCAGGCGGAAAAGUAAAUUGGUUGAAGAGCCCAUAGACAUGGAUUCUCCGGAAAUUCGAGAACUUGAAAAGUUUGCCAAUGAAUUUAAAGUGAGAAGAAUCAAGUUAGGAUACACCCAAACAAAUGUUGGGGAGGCCCUGGCAGCUGUGCAUGGCUCUGAGUUCAGUCAAACAACUAUCUGCCGAUUUGAAAACCUGCAGCUCAGCUUCAAAAAUGCAUGCAAACUGAAAGCAAUAUUAUCCAAAUGGCUGGAGGAGGCGGAACAAGUGGGAGCUUUGUACAGUGAAAAAGUGGGAGUCAAUGAGAGGAAAAGGAAACGCAGAACAACUAUAAGUAUCACUGCAAAAGGGGCUCUGGAGAGACACUUUGGAGAGCAGAGUAAACCCUCAUCUCAAGAGAUCAUGAGGAUGGCUGAAGAACUGAAUCUUGAGAAAGAAGUAGUAAGAGUUUGGUUUUGCAACCGAAGGCAGCGAGAAAAACGGGUGAAAACAAGUUUGAAUCAGAGCUUAUUUACGAUUCCCAAGGAAAAUCUUGACUGCAGAUAA